UGACAACGAUAGUGUGAAACACCGUCCAAACAUGGAGCAUCAAGACGACAGUGGAGCCCACUCAUUCCACCUAACACCCAGAAGAAUCGCAAAUGUUGCGCAGCAAUCGACACCAGAGCUAGCCAACGCAGAAGUUCGGGAGCGGCAAGAGCAGACAAUCGCAGAAGCCUUUGCAAACGACGGGUUUUUCGUUCUGAGACAAUCUCUCGAUUCGGACGCUUUGCUGCCCUUUCGUGACUUUGCAGAUUCCUACUUUGAACGAUGCUUUCGAGACCUCUAUGACCACGGCCACAUUUCCACACCUUCGCACCGCUAUCGAGAGACACUGCCGGGGGGCCAGGGUGUCAGAGACGAAGUUACCGACACUAGCAGAAACCAAGGAAAUUUCGUAUAUACCCUGCAAAAGGGGGUGUCCAAUGGCUUUCGAGAAAUUGUGAUGCGAUCUCCGGGGAGAUACGAGCUCAGUUUGUUGCAAUUCCUGCGGGAGCACAACGAGGACAAGAAUAGCAACGAAGAAAUAUCGAUCGUGCACCGACUGGACGAGAACCUCCAACGGUUGGUAGAGCCAAUGAAAUCCCUGCUGCCACGCCUGGUCGGACCAGGCUACACCCGGUAUGACGAACUCAAGCUGUGCCACCUUUCUCUCUUGAUCGCCACCCAUGGGUCGUCGGACCAGUCCUGGCACGCCGAUGGGGGGCACGCGAGCGUCUCGGAACACCUGCCCUGCCACGUUUUCAACGUGUUCUUUCCCCUGCAAGACACGCCGAGGGAGCUGGGGCCGACCGAGCUGAGACCUUCCUCGCAGUUCCUGACGCGGAACCUCGGCCCGAUGAUGCUGGCGGCGAGGUGCCGCAAGACCCUUCGACCGCCCGUGUGGCCCGAGCUGGCCCUCGGGGACGCGAUCUUCCUGGACUACCGGGUGUUGCACCGCGGGCGGGCCAAUCGAUCGGGCGGAAGAUUCCCGGCCGGAAACCGAAACUACCUCGUCCUGACGUAUUCCGAGCCCUGGUUCGAGGACGUGCUGAAUUUUCCAAAGAGGAGUUUGUACGGUCCGAACGAAGACGACCGUGAACCCAACGCUGGUACCGAAUGCAACAAGCACCAAACACGUUGAAACGAAGUUGACCCAGACGAUUCAACAUUCCAAUACCCGAAGGUUCACGAGUUGCGGUGGCAAACGAUUGAUUCGUUUGUCUGGACGAAAGCUUUGGAGCAAUUGCUUGCUAUUCAUAACCAGUAAGAUUGCUUUCUGCAUGUGAAGAGUAGAUAAAUUGAAACUGAUCCAGUGCCGGUAGAGAUGGCAUCUCUUGUUUGCAGAACUAGUAGUUACUACGCAUUGGGAUGAGUGUUUGCGGUACUGGCAUUUCCUCCUUCACAAAAGAAAUUAGACCCUUUUGGAGCAAAUAGAUGCUAAUCAGAAUU
Molecule: messenger RNA, 1422 nt
Organism: Pseudo-nitzschia multistriata
Lineage: Eukaryota; Bacillariophyta; Bacillariophyceae; Bacillariales; Bacillariaceae
Source: the annotation of a GenBank genome assembly